Molecule: messenger RNA, 324 nt
Organism: Closterium sp. NIES-65
Lineage: Eukaryota; Viridiplantae; Streptophyta; Zygnematophyceae; Desmidiales; Closteriaceae
Source: the annotation of a GenBank genome assembly
AAUGGGGACUUGCGAUCUGAUGGCUGGCGAGCAGAACUUCGAAUGCGGCGACCUUGCAGCGAUUUACGAGGGCAAGGACAAGCCCGUGUACCUGCAGGUGCGUGCUGGCGGCAGGUGCAACGACAAUCCCGAGGUCAUCGAUGACCCGCACUUCACCGGCGCGCACGGCACGCACUUCGACUUCAACGGCCGCCCCGACAAGGCGUUCUGCCUGCUGACGGAUAAGAACGUGCACGUGAACAUGCUGCUGAGGGGAUACUACGACGACCGUACCGAGGGCGCGGCUCUUGUUGUCGACGGAAAGGCCGUUCACACGUGGAUCAA